AUGUUUUCCAAUAACAAAUAUGAACCAUUAGAUAAUGGUUUAAAUUAUACAAAUGAUACAAAUAAGAAUAGUAAUUUGACUGUACCGCGUCCCAAUAGUUCUUCAACGAUUGUUCCAUCAGAUAAUAUCAGUAGUACUAGUAAGAAUGAUGAGUAUAAUACAAAGGUAAAAAAUAUUGCAAUUCCAUCUUCUAAUUCAAAUAGAGGUAUACAUCCAUCUUUAACAAGUAGGCGUGGUUCUACAAUUAAAAAUACCCCCAUAGUGGCAAAUUUAGGUAAGAGUAUAGAUUCUCAUGUCUUUGUUAGUAUUCAUUCACCAAAUUUUAGAACAAGUCAAGAUGGUCAUCAAGAAGAAAUAAUUAACAGUGUUAGAGAAAAUUAUUUAAAUAGUACAUAUAGGAAAAAUAGUUUUGGGUUAAAGAGUAAUACUGGUAGUUUAAAAUCAGACUCCAUAACAUUAAGAACGCAGUCAUCUUCGGAAAUUGUAAAAGAUAACACGAACCUUCCAGUUGAGUGUGUGACGUCUGAAUUAGAUGAUCCAAGUUUGAAGAGUACAGGUGGUGAUAUCUUACGUGAUAUAUAUAAAAUGACUAAUAACCCUUCAGAUUUAAGCUUGAAGAGACAAAAGAGUACGGACGAUGUUCGUUUGACGAUGGAAAAUAGAAGAAGACAAUCGACAGCAGGUGGUUUGAAUGUUCCUGGUGGAUUUAGGAGAGAAUUUAUUGUGAAAAAGGUUAGAACAAAGAGUACAAGUGGACCAAGUAAUAUAUCGUCUAAUAGAAACGAUUAUGGGACAAGUAGGUCAGGAACCCCAAGACCAUCAACUUCUGGUGUUAAUAUUAGUGCACCUGGGGUGGCAUCAUCGAGCGCACAGCUUUCGAUAGAUGGACAGUCGAAUCAACCCACACAGCAACCUUCUGAGGUUCCAUUCUUAACGAAAAAUUUUAUGGAAUUUCUAUAUCUGUAUGGACAUUUCGCAGGUGAAUCUUUUGAGGAUGAUUUCUUUGAUGAUGCUGAUAGUAAUCAAUUAGAAGGUUAUAGUAAUAGGAAAGAGGAAAGUUCUCCAUUGAUACCACUUGGAAGUACAGAAGCAGUUACCAAGUCACAAGUAUCCAAUAUGAAGGGUACAGCCUCUCCGUCUAAAGUAUUUCUGCUAUUGAUGAAAUCCUUUGUGGGAACUGGGGUACUAUUUUUACCACAAGGUUUCCACAAUGGUGGUUUAUCAUUAUCAAUAUUCUUAUUAAUAUUUUUUGGUUGUUAUUCUUAUUGGUGUUAUUAUAUUUUAAUUCAAUCAAAGGUUUACACGAAAGUGGCCUCAUUUGGUGACAUCGGUCUGAAGACAUAUGGACCUUGGAUGAAAUUUGGUAUAUUAUUGGCUUUAGUUCUGACCCAAGUUGGUUUUUCAGCUGCCUAUAUGAUAUUUACAGCUAAAAACAUUGGGGCCUUUUUACAAAACGUUUUUAGAAUCGAAAAUUUGAAGCUGGGUUACAUAAUGUUUUUCCAAUUAAUUGUAUUUAUUCCAUUAUCAUUCAUUAGAAAUAUCUCGAAAUUGUCUCUGCCAUCACUUUUUGCUAAUUUUUUCAUUAUGAUUGGAUUGGUCAUUAUUUUGUUUUUCACAAUGAAACAUUUAUUUAUAACUCUUGAUAUGAAACCUGCCGAAGGUGUCAUAUAUGGUAUUAAUAGUAGUAGAUGGACAUUAUUUGUCGGAACGGCUAUUUUCACUUUUGAAGGUAUUGGCUUAAUUAUUCCUGUUCAGAAUUCUAUGAAGAAUCCAGAGAAAUUCCCAUUAGUCCUCGGUUUGGUUAUUAUUACAGUUACUUUAUUAUUUGUAACGGUAGCUGUUGUCGGUUACUUAUCAUAUGGUUCAAAAGUGGAAACUGUGAUCUUAUUAAAUCUACCUCAGGACAACAUUACCGUUAAUCUUAUUCAAUUGUUCUAUUCUGUGGCGAUCAUGUUAUCGACACCAUUGCAAUUAUUCCCAGCUAUUAAGAUAAUUGAAAAUAAAGUGUUUGCAACAGGUGGUAAAUUUAUCUUAAGAUCUACUAUGGGUGAAAGAGCAGUAAGGCAAUUCACUGAAUCGGGGAAAGCAAAUUGGAAAGUCAAAUGGGCUAAGAACGUAGGAAGAACAUUCAUUGUGUCUAGUGUUGUAUUAACAGCUUAUUGUGGUAUAAAUUCAUUAGAUAAAUUUGUAUCUAUUAUAGGUUCAUUUUGUUGUCUUCCAUUAGUAUAUGUGUUCCCAGCCCUGUUACAUUUGAAAUGUUGUACUUCAGCACGUGAGAAUGGAGAUGAUAGUAAGGAAACAAAAUUAUUAAUCACCUUUGAUCAAAUCUUGGUUGUAUUUGGCCUAAUUAGUAUGGUUUAUACGUCCUACCAAAGUAUAUUUACAUAA
Maudiozyma saulgeensis is the source of this 2388-nucleotide messenger RNA. The record is from the annotation of a GenBank genome assembly. Lineage: Eukaryota; Fungi; Ascomycota; Saccharomycetes; Saccharomycetales; Saccharomycetaceae.